AUGCAGGAUGACAAGGAGUGGCUGCUAUUUUCAGAAAAAAAGAGCAAACAGUUAUUCUGUCUUCUAAAAGAUCUAUCAGAAGAACCGCAGAAUGCUCUUAAAGAACAAAUUAUAAAUCUACUAAAAAGCACAGUGGAAAGAGUAGAAACCAUCUACCCACGCACAGUCAGGAUAUUAGACCCAAUUCCGCUAAUUCUUCUUCUUAUUGUAAUGCGAAAUAAAGAGUAUAAAGAACUAGAAAUUCCGCUUUGUAAAAAUAUAGAGGAAAUAGGAAAAGGAACACCCCCACAUAUUUACAAGGCCAUAGGCAUAACAUGCAAAAAACUACCGAAUGAAGGAUGGAUAUAUUAUGCAGUGAAAGAUAUAGCAGGUAACAGAAGAAAAGAAGCUAAAGGAAUAGCAAAGUGCAUUCUGUCUGCGAUAUGGGAAGAUACAGCAGAUCAUCACCUACACUGGAAUACUUUGUAUAAUUAUACAUUUACUGCAUAUACUACAGAAUAA
This is a messenger RNA of Nematocida parisii ERTm1, 501 nucleotides long. RefSeq lists its product as uncharacterized. Bases 1 to 501 code for a protein of 166 amino acids. Lineage: Eukaryota; Fungi; Microsporidia. The transcript has a single exon. The record is from RefSeq and is a predicted model, not a curated record.